This is a messenger RNA of Arabidopsis thaliana (thale cress), 2512 nucleotides long. Its product is annotated as RING/U-box superfamily protein. NCBI's taxonomy places the organism in Eukaryota, Viridiplantae, Streptophyta, Magnoliopsida, Brassicales, Brassicaceae. Gene Ontology annotation, biological process: protein ubiquitination. The coding region runs from base 57 to 1217 and encodes 386 amino acids. Gene Ontology annotation, molecular function: ubiquitin protein ligase activity. The record is from RefSeq and is marked reviewed. The transcript is spliced from 2 exons.
AUCGAGUAUUAAUUUAUAAAAGUUUAACUGUACUUAAGACUAUACAUGGGCUUUCUAUGGGCUUCAGCCCAAAAUCUGUAAUCAUCGUUUCUGAGUUGGAGUCGGCCACAUAUGACAUAACUGAGAAUUACUUUUCUCUCUCCUCUGACGGUUCUUUUCUUCCUUCGUCCUCUCGUUUUUUUUGUUUCGUCGUCUCUCUCUCGCGCUCUGAAAAAUUCGCAGAAUCCGUCAUGUCUUCCGGCGUAAAUUCAACUGGCUCCGCCGCAGCAGCACCGGAGGUUGACAAGAUGUUCUUCUGCUACCAGUGCAAUCAAACAGUCACAAUCUCAAUUUCCUCAUCCGCUGAUCCUUUUUGUCCAAUUUGUAACCAAGGGUUUCUUGAAGAAUACGAAGACCCUAACCCUAAUCAAUCCCUCAAUUUCAACCCUAACUCUUCUGAUUCCUUUUUCCCCAUGGCCGAUCCUUUCUCCACCUUGCUCCCGCUCAUAUUCGGCUCUUCCGCUGCCGCUCCUUCCGGCAUGGACUUCAUGAGCUUAUUCGGUCCUUCGAUGCAACCACAGGCUCGUUCCACUCAGCAGAAUCCUCAGUCUGACGCGUUUGAUCCGUUUACGUUUCUUCAGAAUCAUCUCCAGACUUUGCGAUCUAGCGGUACGCACUUUGAGUUCGUGAUCGAGAAUCAUCCUUCGGAUCCAGGUAAUCGUAUGCCUGGGAAUUUCGGUGAUUACUUCUUUGGUCCAGGUCUUGAGCAGUUGAUUCAGCAACUAGCUGAGAAUGAUCCUAAUCGUUACGGAACUCCUCCUGCUUCCAAAUCCGCCAUUGAUGCUCUUCCUACUGUUAAGGUAACGAAGGAUAUGUUGAAAUCGGAGAUGAACCAAUGCGCGGUGUGUAUGGAUGAGUUUGAGGAUGGUAGCGAUGUUAAGCAGAUGCCUUGUAAGCACGUCUUUCAUCAGGACUGUUUGCUCCCUUGGCUGGAGUUGCAUAAUUCGUGUCCUGUUUGUCGAUUCGAGUUGCCUACGGAUGAUCCUGAUUAUGAGAACAGGAGUCAAGGAAGUCAGGGGAGUGGUGAUGGACAAGGAUCGGUUGAGGGUCAGCAGACGCCGAGGUUUAGUAUACAACUUCCUUGGCCGUUCAGGAGACAAGAUGGCUCUGGUUCAGGCUCGGGAGCACCUGGUACUGGUGGAGGUAAUCUUGAGACCAGGGGUGAAGAUUUGGAUUGAGGUGUGUAUCGUCUUUUCUCUCUUUUUACCCUUUUGUUUGAUUUCCGUGUUGUCUUUAUGCCACUGGACUAUUUGCGGUUUUUAGUGUGGUUGCGAUAACAUUGUGAAUGUGUGGGUAUCUACUGGAGAGUUAUACUCGCGCCAUUGCAUUGAUGCCUAUAUCUUAUAGCUUGAAAUUGGAGUUUCUAGUUAGGCAUUUCUUUUGCAAGAGUGACCUCAAAAUGUGGCUGCUUAAUGGAAAAGUUCCAUAGGCACAAACUUGUUGGUUCCUUCUUGCUCUUGCUGCUCCCUCUGUUAGCAACAGAUUUCCCUGUUUAUUAGAUAUUUUCAGGUUUCUUAGGUAGAGUCAGAGAUAUGCGUGAGAUAAUUUAUUGUGACUCAACAGGAUGCUGAAAGUAAAUUAGCUUAGAUUACUUUAACGCCUUGUAGAUAAGAAAUAAGGCAACUCUUCUCUAGGUCGUGCAUAUAUGAGUUCCUUGAUUUUGCGUGGUGGUUUAAUAUCUUGAAUUCUCGACCUUGUAUUUGUCAUGUGAUAUUCUCAGAAACUUGGUGAUUAGCAUUUCUUCGAUGUGAUAUGAGAGUUUCAAUGUGGAUACCAACAUGGGGAGAACUAGUUUGGUUAUCAUAUGAGGUUUCUCACUGUCAUUAGCUUAGCGUGAUGAUGAGAAAUAACUGUGCUGUGUAGUGUAAUAGCAUCUCUUGUUUUCUAUGCAAAGAUGUUGGAGAGGUAGAACUGUUUAGUAGUCAUCAGGAAUGCAUAAGAGUUUCAACUGCAUAUGUUCACUUGAGCAUAACUAAAGAACUAGUUUGCUAGUUAGAUAAGAGUCCGAGAGUAGCAUAUAUAGUGGACUUCAGAGACUUUUGGGUCAUCGAUAAGUUAGUUCUGGUUGAAUCUUUUGAGAAAUAUUUAAUUGAUGCAGUUGAUACACAACCACUUAUAAGCAACAGAGUUGUUAUUUGAGUUUCGGAUUCUGGCUAAUACUUAUCACACUUCAAGGUUUGGGAAGACCUUUGUGGUCGGGUUUUUGGAACCAGAUGUUGUUGGAUCCAUGAGAAUGUGUUGGCCAGUCAUUGCUUGGAAACUGGAUCAGAAGGAUAUCUAUCCCAAGUUCUCCAACAAAAAAUGAAAAAACAGUUUUAUUAGGGAAACAAAAGUGACAUUGAGGUCUUACCAUAUUUUGUACAUUUAAAAAAAGUUAUUUUUUUCGUUGUUAUUUUGGGAUUAUAUAACGAAUGUGAAAGUUUUUAAAAAUCGCAAAUUUUCAAUUGAGUGUUGUUUAUUUUUCUCAUAAACA